CAGAUUCGGCCUUCUAGAUUCAUCAUUUUCUGUAUUCUUUAUUUAUUAUUUAUUUAUAUAGAGAGAGAGAGUCCGCGCUCUCGGAAAAAUCAAUCCUCGUGGUUUCUCUCGGGCGAAAAGGGUUUUGUUUUGAUCGGUUUUUUCUUUUUACCUAUUCUUCGUUUUCAGAACGCUUGCCCUUGCCCUUGCCGUCGCCGUCGCCGGAGGCUUUUCCGGGAUCUGUUGAAGCUAGGUGGUCGCCAUGGCCGAGCAUCACGAGCACGAGCACGAGCACGAGGAGCCCAAAGGGGAGUCCUUCGUUGACAAGAUCACUGAGAAGAUUCACGCCCACGAUUCGUCUUCUUCGGAUUCGGAGGAUGAGAAGGGGCAUACUUCCGCCGCUAUCAAAUCCAAGAUUUACCGCCUCUUCGGCAGGGAAAAGCCCGUCCACAAGGUCUUCGGUGGGGGAAAACCGGCUGAUAUCUUCCUGUGGAGAAACAAAAAGGUAUCCGGAGGAGUCCUUGGAGGAGCAACAGUCGCAUGGAUUUUAUUUGAGUUGCUCGAGUAUCACUUUCUGACUUUGAUUUGCCACAUUUUGAUGGCUGCUCUAGCAGUAGUGUUUUUGUGGUCCAAUGCUUCUUUCUUCAUCAACAAGUCUCUGCCACAUAUUCCUCAAGUUCACAUUCCGGAGGAGCCAGUUAGAGAGAUUGCUGCUGCUUUGAGAGUUGAGAUUAACAGGGCUGUUGCUGUCUUGCGAGAAAUUGCAUCAGGAAGGGAUCUGAAGAAGUUUCUAUAUGCGAUUGCUGGUUUGUGGGUUCUCUCUAUUGUUGGAAGCUGGUUCAAUUUCCUAACCUUAUUAUAUAUAGGAUUUGUUUUGCUCUUCACCUUGCCCGUCUUCUACGAGAAAUACGAUGAUCAGGUGGAUGCAUUUGCAGAGAAAGCAAUUGCAGAGAUCAAAAAGCAGUAUGUAGUGUUUGAUGAGAAGGUGCUUUCUAAAAUCCCAAGAGGACCACUGAAGGACAAAAAGAUUGCUUGAGAGAUGCCCGACUCUUGUGGUAGCAUUCCUGUUUUUGUCAAAAUAUGCAUUUUGUAGGCUUUUUGUCAUAUUGACGUUCUGAAGUUUCAUCCAUGAACGAAUCUUUUUUUUCUUUUUUUUUCUUCUGUUCUCAGUGGGUUGGCAAUGUGGAUUAAUAUGUGGACUGCUGAUAAUACACAUGAUUUUGCUACAUGUUAUGGGCUCUCCUUUACAUGUUAAGCCUUAGUGAAGGACAAAUAUUAGACAUGUUAUGUUCAAUUGAUAGGUUUCAUCAUGUAUAAAUUGAGCGUUCCCAUUUUCGGUU
Molecule: messenger RNA, 1319 nt
Organism: Momordica charantia (bitter melon)
Lineage: Eukaryota; Viridiplantae; Streptophyta; Magnoliopsida; Cucurbitales; Cucurbitaceae
Source: RefSeq, a predicted model, not a curated record